AGCCUCUAAAGAGGACAGAGAUAUUCCUAUCAGUAAUAGUGAUGAUGAUUGAAGGAGCUUUGACAGGCUUGGAGACUAACUGGGGGACUUGGAGGGGUACUGUUCUCCUGAUUCCAGUGUCUCUUUUGAGAAAAGCUUUAUGGUGAAUUGUAAUGGCAUAUGUGUGUUCAUUGCUAAUAAAAGUGGAUUGUGUCUUCAUUAUAAGUGCAUAACAUUUUCUACCAAGAGGUGUUACCUAGCACAGAAAGAAAUAAUGACCUUACAGAACAGAAAUGAUCAGUUUGUAGUGUUAAUUAAAGGUGUUUUAUUAGUAAGAUUAGAGGAGAUGCAGGUUGGUCAACAUUUAAAUAAGUUGGUAAUGUCUGACAUAUUUUCACAAAAGCAGGUGGUGCAGCUGGUAGGACUGCUCUCUGCAUGUUCUCCCUGUACAUGUGUGGGCUCCCUUUGGGGUCGCCAGCUUGCUCCCACACAGUAAAAACAAGACUCUUGUCUCUAGGUGCGUGUUUCCGAGGCUGAAUGUCUCUGUGCUGUCCUGGAGUCCUGUUGAGGGCAGACUCCACCUCUCACCCAAUGACCGCUGGAGACAGACACAAGCAGAACGGCUGAAACUGAAACCGAGGUCUGGCUGCAGAAGAAAGACUUUGCUGUGAGGAUUAACAGCUGUGAGGAUUGGCUGUGACAAAACAGAGUCACAGAGGACAGCCAAGUUAGUCAGCUGAGCCUGACACCUCCACUGAUACUACACUUCCCAUCAUGCACUCUGUCAUAACUUUCUGUACCGCAUGAAAUGCAGUAGCCUUUCCUUCCUUCCUGGUUUUGAGAAACGAUUCUUAAGGUGGUCUGGAACAAGGACAGGACUGAGCGUGAGCAAGAAAGCAGCCAGUGUCUGGAGAGAGACUGAGAAACAUUCAGAACAUCUGGAGAACUGCUGAUCAAGUUCAAAGGACUGAACCAUGCAGAAACGAAAAAAUAGGAGAGAAUACACUGAACAUUUUGUUAAAUGGCGACACCUGAAGCUAACAGAACUGAAAUUGGAAGCUGAAAGGUUUGGUUUGGAAAACAGAUAUCUCUGGACUGAAAACAUCCCAGAAUAUCCCAAACCAGAGUUCCAUGUGAGUCUUCUGAAACAUGAAACUACAGGAUCAGGGCUUUUUGGGAUCAGGAGGGAUGGGGGCUUCAGGAAUCCAUAUGGAGGAUCUUGGAUAUGGUGGAGUCUGGCUGUGGGACCGGACCAGAUGAAGGACGCAGAGACGAGGCUCCUGGAGAAGACGUUCCCAGAACGGAUAGAGGGCAAAGAUCCUGAGCAGCAGAGCUUCCUGUGGAAGUUUGCCACAUCUCCAGCCUUCAAGGAGACGUCCCGGCUGGGCUGGUACCGCUUCACCUUCCCUCUGCAGGAGGUGCUGACGGCCUACAGAGACCAGUUCUGCUCCGGUUCUCAGCCCAUCAUGCGGGUCUACGAGACUGUCCUAUAUGGUCAAGAAGUGAUGCAUGUUGUUCUGGUCCACAGUCCAGCUAAGCAUAACUUCGCACACUACCCUUUGCUGAUUGAUGACCCAGAUGCUGUCUGUGUUUACAAAGACGGACAUUUUAUCUGGAGACCAGAGGCCAUGUGUGAGAAACACUGGUUGAAGCUGGUCUGCAGACCGGACAGCCAGCAGCUGGAGGCCUGUGGUGUAGCCGAGGCUCUCUCUUAUGUCUGGGACAAGGUUGCUGUUGCUCUGGAUGUUGGGAAGACACAGGUGCUGAAGUUUGAUGCUGAUCAACUACGAAACAACCUGAAGUACUGUCUCCUAGAUGACAUUAACUGCCUUCCAAAGGAUCACAUACCAGUCAGUUUUGAUUAUGCUAAAACGGUGGUGAAGAGGCUGUGGCCGGGCUGGAGCGGUCCUCUGGAGGAGGAGAGCUCACUGCGGCACAGUUUAUCAGUUUCAGGCCUGCGCCUGGUUCUGGUUGGGUGGGCUGGAGUUGGGAAGAGCUCUAGUGGGAACACCAUCCUGGGAAGAAACGCCUUCAGGACCAGUCCACCUUUUGGUAGAAGGCGCUGCUAUCUGCAGAGAGGCAACGUCUUCAGCAGGGAGGUGACCGUCAUCGACACUCCAGCCCUCCCAGAAACAUCCGACCCUGAGGUGAAGAAGGAGAUCUUCAGGUGUAUCAACCGGUCGACGCCGGCGCCCCACGCCAUCCUGCUAGUCGUCAGACUGGGGUUCCUCACUACGCAUGUAGAGGAAACAGUGAAGCAGGUGGAAAAGAUGUUUGGAGAAAAUGUGUGGAGGCGCACCAUGAUCCUGUUCACCCACCAGAACCAAGCAGAACCAGACAUCCAGAGGCAUCUGAAGGAGAAUGAAAACCAACUGACACUCCUGUUUGGGAAAGUAGGCAACAGAUUUCAGGUCCUCAACAACAACCCGCAUCACAGAGACGUUCAGCAGGUCUGGGAUCUGCUGUUUGAGGUGAGGGAGAUGCUGGUGAACAAUAAACUGGUGUAAACGGG
Poecilia latipinna (sailfin molly) is the source of this 2491-nucleotide messenger RNA. RefSeq lists its product as uncharacterized. The transcript has 7 exons. The record is from RefSeq and is a predicted model, not a curated record. Lineage: Eukaryota; Metazoa; Chordata; Actinopteri; Cyprinodontiformes; Poeciliidae. Gene Ontology annotation, molecular function: GTP binding. The coding region runs from base 954 to 2486 and encodes 510 amino acids.